Molecule: messenger RNA, 2113 nt
Organism: Stylophora pistillata
Lineage: Eukaryota; Metazoa; Cnidaria; Anthozoa; Scleractinia; Pocilloporidae
Product: high-affinity choline transporter 1-like
Biological process (GO): acetylcholine biosynthetic process; choline transport; transmembrane transport
Cellular component (GO): plasma membrane
Molecular function (GO): choline:sodium symporter activity
Source: RefSeq, a predicted model, not a curated record
CACUCUGCAGAAAUGGGAGACAUCAACGUUGCUGGAGUUGUGGCAAUUGUUUUGUUUUAUCUCUUCAUUCUUGGCGUUGGUUUAUGGGCUGCUCGUCGGCGAAAGGACAAUGAGGAAGAAACCAUGUUAGCAGGACGAAGUAUUGGGAUGGUUGUGGGCACCUUUACUCUGACAGCAACAUGGGUCGGUGGAGGAUACAUCAAUGGUACAGCGGAAGUGCUCUUUGAUAAAGACCAAGGUCUCGUUUGGGCCCAGGCUCCCUGGGGCUACGCUCUUAGCCUGGGGUUAGGUGGGCUUCUUUUUGCCAAGAUCAUGCGCCAAAGAGAGUACAUCACCAUGAUCGACCCUUUCCAGGAAAGGUACGGUCCACGUAUGGGUGGAUUGUUAUAUAUUCCAGCAUUGUUGGGCGAAGUAUUUUGGUCUGGCGCCAUCUUGUCAGCUCUUGGUGCCACUGUGAGUGUUGUUAUCGGCUUGGAUCGCUUCACUUCUGUGGUUGUUUCUGCGUGCAUUGCUAUUUUCUACACGUUAAUGGGUGGACUGUACUCUGUGGUUUACACUGAUGUAAUACAACUCAUCUGCAUCUUCGUUGGAUUGUGGCUCAGUAUUCCAUUCGCCAUGACUCACAAAGCAGUGACCAGUAUCACAGAAGAUUCCAGCAAAUGGGUUGGAGAGAUACCUACUGAUCAGAUUGGAGUUUGGCUGGACUAUGCCAUGCUGCUAAUUUGCGGUGGCCUUCCAUGGCAAGUGUACUUUCAGCGUGUGUUGUCGAGCAAGACACCAGGAAAGGCUCGGAUAUUGUCUCUGAACGCUUCUUUGGGAUGUAUGAUCAUGGCCGUUCCUGCAAUACUCAUCGGAGCCAUUGGUGCCUCAACAGAUUGGACCCAAACGUCGUUUUACAAACCACCUGAGGAUAACAUCGCCAACCAAACAGCCUCAGUAUAUGUCGAUAAGACUCUGAUCCUUCCCAUGGUACUUCAGUACCUCACUCCAACAGCUGUGUCCUUCAUUGGUCUGGGUGCUGUGUCUGCUGCUGUCAUGUCGUCCACUGAUUCCAGUAUGCUCUCGGCCAGCUCCAUGUUUGCCCAUAACAUUUACAAACUGGUCUUCAGACAGAAGGCCUCCGAGAAAGAAGUUGUGUGGGUGAUGCGUUUUGCCAUAUUCGGAGUUGGCGCGGCCGCUACAGCCAUGGCUCUGUCAGUUGGUUCCAUCUACGCGUUAUUUCAUCUGUGCAGUGACCUGGUGUUUGUGAUACUGUUUCCACAGUUGUGCUGUGUUAUCUAUUUCAAAGCCUCCAACACUUACGGCUCCAUUACAGGGUACAUAUUUGGCCUUUUUCUGCGCGUGGGGGGAGGGGAAGAUAAAAUUGGUUUCCCAGCCUUUAUUAAAUAUCCAUUUUAUGAUGAGGUUAAGGGUCAGCUGUUUCCGUUCCGUACUCUGUCCAUGAUUGUUUCUUUUUCUACCAUUGUCUCGGUUUCGUUCUUAGCAAAGUAUUUGUUUGAACGCGAAAUCAUUCCGUUAAAGUGUGAUUUCCUGAACGCCUUCAAGAAAUACGAGGUCCGGGAGAAAGAAAAAUGCGAGGAAGAAUCAAAAAUGUGAUUGUGUUUCUUGAGGAGGUUCCUGAAGGGGAUUACUUAUGCCGACAUACAUGGGUGAUGUAAUUUGUGUUGUUACACGUACAUAAUGUUUGUCUUUGCUGAGAUUUUUUUGGAAAAUGAUUGAUUAAGACUGUAGAAUAUACAAAUGGGUAUCACUUCCGGGAUGAUAAGCACACGUGCACAUACAAACACGACAGCUUUUUCCUUUUGGCUAUAGCUCUCUAGAGACACCAAUCGCCAUUUUCUGGUCUUCAACAAAAGCAGUGACCUAUCCAGUUUCUAGUAUUUUGAACCAUCAAACAAAAAUUAACCAUCGAGUGAAGACAAAUAUAGAGCGACAGAUUCCAAGUGCAAAAUAAGACAAGACCGGGACCCCACCUGUGCUCUUACAGGUAAAAAAAAAAAACAAUCAAUCAGUGUGUGACGUUUGAUGAAAAUUAAGUGUAAAAGUGUAAGAUAAAAUUCAUAGUAAUGACCUUAAACUCUCGAAUUUUUUAGCGCAUACUAUAUAGCAAUGG